AUGUGGCGAGUGUCUGAUAAGCUCAAGGCUCUCAGGGCAGCGCGAGCCGCCGGUACUAGUAAAGGUUUGUACGAGGAUGAAGAGCAUGAAGAUAUCUACGACCUGGUGGACGAGGACCAGUACAAGGAGAAGAGACGCGAGGAUUUGUUGAAGGAUGACUUCGUCAUUGACGAUAACGGUGAAGGGUACGUUGAUACCGGUGUUGAUGAGUGGGAUAGUAAGAACAGGCACGCGUACUCUGAUGAAGAGGAUGAAGUUUCGAACCCGAAGAAGAAGAAGAAAGCGGCUCCUGUUGUAAAGAAGAGCGCACAAAUCAACAACUUCUUCAAACAAUCCGCUGUGAUAUCUUUGGGGGCUAAGAAGAAGGCAUCGACCAACUUUGACGAUAUUCUUGAUGAUUUCUCUGCUCCUGCGAAAAAGAAGCAGAUCAAUCAUUUUGGAACAACUUCAAAGACGCCUCUGUUCAACUCAACAAACAAAAUGAACAGUGGUAGAAACUUCUUCAAUGGCAGCAGCAAGAAGUCAUCGUUGAAGAAAAACAAGGCGUAUGAUGAUAGCUUUGAUGACCUUUCUUCUGAUCCUCCAAGUGUGUCCUUUGACCUGGAUUCCUCCCCUACAAAAUCUAAGCGAACAACAACAAUGCCAGAGAUUGAGAUCCCAACAAGACUUGAAGACGUGUCAGAGCCAAAGGAGCAAUUGAUAAAGGAUGACGAUGAGGAUGAUUCUGAGGAUGAAAUUGUUUUCGUAAAGAGACCAAGAACAUCAACGAUGAACGUUAACCGCUCCCAUAACAUGAACGCCACAAAGGCCUCAGAGAUGAAACCAGACACUGAGAGUGAUGUAAAUCUCCCUUCAUCUCCUAAUACAUCCACCAUUUCAUCUUCCAUCGAAAAAGUGGACAAAGAACUUGUCUCUGGCUCUGAUGAUAGUAUGAAAAUGUAUUGGACAGACUAUGCCGAGGUUGACAACACACUUUUGCUUUUUGGUAAGAUACUUACAAAUGAUUCACAAUUCGUCUCUGGUAUGGUUCAAAUCAGAGGUUUCAACAGAGAAUUGUACUUCCUUCCUCGAGAAUAUAGAAGAGUUGAAGGCGAGGAUACCGAAGUCAAAGUAACUGCCAUGGAUGUACAUCAAGAAGUUGCACCACUGAUUAUGGAUAAAUUUGGUCUCAAAUCUCUCAAAGCUAAACCAGAAGUUAAGAAGUAUGCAUUUGAGAUCCCAGGCGUUCCUAAGGAAAAGGAGUACUUGAAGUUGCUUUUACCAUAUCAGCCACCAAAGAACGCAAGAAUCACUCUUCCUCCAGAUCUUGAAGGUGAAACGUUUUCCCACGUCUUUGGAACAAAUGCAAAUAUCUUUGAGUCCUUUGUUCUACAGAGAAAUAUCAUGGGUCCUUGCUGGUUAGAUAUCAAGGGUGCCAAUUUUGACUCGUUGAAGAAUACUUCACACUGUAAACUUGAAGUUUCUGUUGAUAGCCCUUAUUCCAUCACUCCAGUGGAAAAGUCUACACCAAAUUUCGACAUUUCACCACCUCCUUUGACCGUUUGCUCAAUUGCAGUGCAGACUAUGAUGAACCAAAAGGAAAACAAACAAGAAGUUGUAUCUGUUACUUUGGCUACUUUUAAGAAUCUACCACAGGAUGCACCGAUUGACGAGAAUCUCUCCCCAACGGAAUUGAUUACUUUGACCAGACCUAUUGGUAUCUCGUUUCCUCCAGGAUUGAAGACGAUUGCAGAUAAGAAUAAGUUCGCACUGAGAUCCUUUAACAACGAGAAGACAAUGCUUAACUGCCUUACUGCGCUUGUGAAAUUGGCAGAUCCAGAUGUGUUUAUUGGGCACAGAAUGGAGAACAUCUCUCUGGAUAUUUUAAUGCAUCGUAUGCACGACUUGAAUGUCUCUACAUUCAGUGCAUUUGGUCGUCGUGUGAAGAAAACAUGGCCAGAAAGAUUUGGAAAGAACAACUUCAAUUCAACAUUUGUAAUUCGUGAGAUCCUUGCAGGGCGUCUAAUCUGUGAUAUCGCUAAUGAGAUGGGACAAUCCUUAACUAUGAAGUGUCAAUCUUGGGAUCUUUCUGAGAUGUAUGACGUUGUCUGCAAAAAGAAGCAUAUACCGUUGGAGAUCAACUUGUCCAGUCCACAGUAUCAAGAAAAUGCAAACUCUUUGUUCAUGGCUUUGAAAGAGAAUUGUACUAAUGCUUUGAUCACCGCAGAGGUUGCUUUCAGGGUUCAAAUUUUGUCUUUAUCUAAACAAUUGACAAAUCUAGCUGGUAAUGCUUGGAGUCACACAUUAGGUGGUACUAGAGCUGGUCGUAAUGAGUAUAUUUUGUUGCACGAAUUCACCAGAAAUGGUUACAUCGUUCCAGAUAAAGAAACCAAACAGGCCAAACUUCAAUACCAACAAAUGUUACAACAACAAAGGGCUGAGAAUGAAGAUGGUGAAGAGAAUCAACUUCAAUCAGCUAAUAAGAAGGCCAAAUACCAAGGAGGUUUGGUGUUUGAGCCGGAGAAAGGUUUACACAAGAACUACAUUCUUGUUAUGGAUUUCAACUCCUUGUAUCCAUCUAUUAUUCAAGAAUUCAAUAUCUGUUUCACCACAGUGGAUCGUGAUUUGCAAAACACAGAUGCGUUACCAGAGGUUCCUUCUCAGAACAUCAAGCAAGGUGUCUUGCCUCGGUUGUUGAAUACAUUGGUUUCUCGUCGUCGUGAAGUGAAGAAGUUGUUAAAGGAUCCAAGUGCUACACCAGUAGAGAGAGCUCAGUAUGACAUUAAGCAGCAGGCCCUGAAGCUCACGGCCAACUCUAUGUAUGGUUGUUUGGGUUAUGUUAACUCUCGUUUCUAUGCCAAACCUUUGGCAAUGCUUGUUACCAACAAAGGUCGUGAGAUUUUGAUGGAUACUAGACAACUUGCUGAAAGCAUUGGACUUCGUGUGGUUUACGGUGACACAGACUCCGUUAUGAUCGAUACUGGUUGUAACACUUUCCAAGAAGCCAUAAAGAUUGGAGAAGACUUCAAAUUGAAGGUCAAUGAGAGGUAUAGAUUGCUUGAAAUUGAUAUCGAUAACGCGUUCAGAAGGUUGUUGUUGCACGCCAAGAAGAAGUAUGCAGCUUUGAAUGUCACAUUUGAUAAAGCAGGUGUUGAGACUCAUGCGCUGGAAGUUAAAGGUCUUGAUAUGAAACGUCGUGAGUACUGUCCUCUUUCGAAGGAAGUUUCCACGUAUGUCUUGGAUAAGAUCCUUAGUGAAGAAGACUCUGAAACUUCUCUGAACGAGGUCUAUGCCUAUUUGGAAGACAUCGCAUCUCAGGUGAAGGAGAAUAAGAUUAGAGCUGAGAAGUUCAAAAUCAACACCAAGCUGUCUAAGGAUCCAAGUGCUUAUCCUGGUGGUAAGAACAUGCCUGCUGUCCAAGUUGCUAUGAGACUGAAGGAUCAAGGUAAAAUCAUCAAAGCUGGUAGUGUUAUAACCUUUGUCAUUACUAGUGGCAAGGAAGGCUCGGUUGCAGAAAGAGCUAGAGCAUUGACAGAGUUGUUACGCAAAGACUCUACUUUGAAGCCAGAUCCACAGUACUACUUGGAGAAGCAGAUCUUAGCACCUGUUGAGAGACUCGUUGAGAGAAUUGAAGGAAUUGAUCUCACAAGACUUGCGAAAUCAUUAGGCAUUGAAAGACAUAGAAGUUAUCAAACCCAUGGCCACGCUGCUGAUGUAUUCCAACCCCUGGAGUCGACGAUCUCUGAUGCAGAGAGGUUUAAGCAAUGCGACCAUCUAUUCAUCCAGUGUUCUUGUGGCGUCGCCUUCCCAUUUGGAGGUAUUGUCUCAUCUAAGGAUUAUUCCAUAACCUUUAACGGUAUUCAAUGCUCUCGUUGUUCUCAUCAAUUCACACCACUACAAAUCUCAAGUCAACUGGAACACAGAAUCAGAGCAUUUAUUUCCCAUUACUACGAAGGCGUUGUUAUAUGCGAUGAUUCCACUUGCGGAUUGACAACAAAGCAGAUCUCAGUCUAUGGUAAGAGAUGCUUGAACAGUGGCUGUAAAGGUGUUAUGCGUUAUCGUUAUAGUGAUAAGGCUCUGUACAACCAGCUGUUAUUCUUUGAUUCCUUGUUUGACGUCGAGAAGAACAAAUCUCAACUGCUGAGACCUCUAUACGACACUGCAGACAAAUCCCAACCCGAUGCAUUGAGCAAAGGUCAGAUUGACGCGCUAUGCGAACAGAACCGUGACUUGUUCACCGUUUGGAGAGGUAUCUCUCAAAAGUAUCUAAACGACUGUGGUCGUCGUUACGUUGACAUUGGCAGUAUCUUCGAUUUUAUGAACUGAGGAAGCACAUGUGUGUAUUUUUAAGUAUUUACGUUUCUAUACCAAACAACUAAUUCAUUGUCAU
Messenger RNA from Williopsis jadinii, 4369 nucleotides. It is a transcript of the gene POL1, whose product is annotated as DNA-directed DNA polymerase alpha catalytic subunit POL1. Gene Ontology annotation, biological process: leading strand elongation; DNA replication; mitotic DNA replication initiation. NCBI's taxonomy places the organism in Eukaryota, Fungi, Ascomycota, Saccharomycetes, Phaffomycetales, Wickerhamomycetaceae. Gene Ontology annotation, molecular function: pyrimidine nucleotide binding; chromatin binding; purine nucleotide binding. The transcript has 2 exons. Gene Ontology annotation, cellular component: alpha DNA polymerase:primase complex. The record is from RefSeq and is a predicted model, not a curated record. Bases 1 to 4305 code for a protein of 1434 amino acids.